This is a messenger RNA of Aspergillus wentii DTO 134E9, 1401 nucleotides long. RefSeq lists its product as uncharacterized. The coding region runs from base 1 to 1401 and encodes 466 amino acids. Gene Ontology annotation, molecular function: flavin adenine dinucleotide binding; NADP binding; N,N-dimethylaniline monooxygenase activity. The transcript has a single exon. NCBI's taxonomy places the organism in Eukaryota, Fungi, Ascomycota, Eurotiomycetes, Eurotiales, Aspergillaceae. The record is from RefSeq and is a predicted model, not a curated record.
AUGCCCCCUCGCUAUUGUCGCAUUGCUAUCAUCGGAACCGGGCCAUCGGGUCUGUCGACUGUCAAAGCUCUCCAAGAGGAAAAUAUCUUCGACACAAUUCGCGUUUUUGAACGACGCGACCGUGUCGGCGGAACAUGGCUCUACGAUCCUGUCGCUGGUCCAUUUAAACCACCUGGGCAGAAGGAAAAGCGAAAUGAAAUCCCAGCAAAGCUGCCCCAAUUUACCCCAAGCGUUUCAGAAGACACGACAACAGGGAUCUACAAUACAUUAGACAGUAAUGUCGGCGCCAAAGCAAUGGCAUUUACUCAUACGCCUUUUCCGGAGGUGAACUCGGCUCAAUCGGUCGAGAAACUCGGACGGGCAAAUCCAACGCGCCCAUUUCGUCUUGUCGCAGGGUAUCUGGAGGAUUUGUUCAAGGAUUACUUGCAUCUUGUCUCUUUCAACACAACGGUGGAAAAGGUAGAGAAGAAGGGAGAGGAAUGGAUUGUCACUCUUCGUCGGUCUGGACAGCUGCAUCAUGGCGAGCAUAGAGACUACUGGUGGCAAGAGACCUUUGAUGCUGUUGUCGUUGCCUCGGGGCACUAUAGUGUCCCGUUGAUUCCGGCUGUAUCUGGAUUGGAUGAGGCCGUCAAAGCCUUCCCCGGCAGAUUCGAGCACUCGAAAGCAUAUCGCGACCAGAAUGCGUAUGUUGACAAAAAGGUCGUCGUGGUAGGAGGUAGUAUCUCAGCAGCAGAUACUGUCGUGGAUCUGCAUGCCAUCGUCAAAGGACCGUUGCACGUCUCUCAGAGAGGAAAAAACGAAGCUCUUCAGAAUGCAUGGGAUCUACCAAAUGUUGAAAUAAAGCCCACCAUCCAACACAUCUCUGCCGACAAAAACGGAGUCACGGUGAAGUUCUCCGAUAACACUGAAGUCAGCAACAUCGACAAAGUCAUCUAUGCAACUGGCUACAGACUCUCAUAUCCCUUCCUCUCCCCAGACCCCGUCACACCCAACAACCGCGUCGCCGGGUUCUACCAGCACGUUUUCAAAAUCGGCGACCCAUCCCUCACACUCGUCGGCCAGGUUCGAGCAGCAAUUAGCUUCCGCGUCUACGAAUACCAAGCAGUCGCUGUGGCGCGGUACUUUGCCGGCCGAAACGCCAAGGAACUACCCAGUCCGUCUGAGCAAGAUCGCUGGGAAGUCGAUCGACUACAAUACAAGGGUCCUUCUGCUACCUUCCACGAGAUUAAACCCGAUUUCAACGACUACUUUAGCUUCCUGCGUGACUUGGCUGGCCCGCCAGCUCCAGGAACGAACGGGUAUGAGCUCCCGCCGUGGGAGGAUAAAUGGGCGGCACAGGGCUUUGAGAUUCUACAGCUGAAAGAUAAAUACUGGAAGGGAUUAAUCAAGGCAAAACUUUGA